AUGGUUGGCAAAAAGUCUGGAAAGGCCCUCAAAGGUGAGGGCCUUGAGAGGACGGAUAACAAUAUGGAGCUGUCGAAUUGGCCUCAGAUUGCGCCGAUCAACCAGAAGAAUUACUACACUGACUAUCUCAAGAGGGACGAUCAGUACCUAGCAUUCCGACUACAAAAUGAGGAGGCGAGGAACAAAAUGGCCAAAACGGCCAAAGACCGGGAUCGCGCUUUAGCCAUGGCGAAAGCGAACGACUUGGGCCUACCCGAAGCAGAGGCUGACGGUGAUGGGGAUACAAAUAUGGAGGAGGGCGGAGAGGAGACAACUGAAACAUUAGGCUCCAAGGUUAUUGUAGUUCAUGUCGGAAGCCAGAAUCUGCGAAUCGGCCUGGCCAGCGACGCACUGCCGAAGACUGUUCCUAUGGUAAUUGCACGAAAAUCAACCACAAGCGAGUCCGAAGACCAUGACGAGCCCCAUCCGAAGCGAUUGAAAUUGGACGAUGGCUCUUUGAUGGAACCUGAGAAAAUGCUUGGUCCGGAGUUCUCCUCGCAGUAUACCACGAUGGCAGCAGAACUCAAAGCGCAUAUGCGACAAAACAAGCGCAGGACUCUACCCAACUCGAAAGAAAUGGUUAUCAACUACAAUCGGAGAACGGUACCAGAGACCAUCCCAGAACACAAUGACCCGCUGCGUGUCGAAUGGACAGAUAUUACCGACGAUGCACCUGAAUAUAUUGUAGGGCAAGCAGCGCUUAGGAUACCUGACGACUCGAAACCCAGGUACAAGCUCUACUGGCCGAUGCGAUACGGAUGGUGCAACGAGAGAGACUAUGAGAGCAAGAGACUCUUGUUCUUGGACAUCUCACUCAUUCUCGAGGACACAAUCAAAAACCAAUUGGGCUUGACCAGCAAGAAGGAAUGGCCUCAGUACUCUUGCGUUUUCGUUAUCCCUGACUUGUAUGAGAAGACUUAUGUUACCCAAGUUCUCGAGAUGUUGAUGAGGGAGUUUUCAUUCGCCCGCGUCUGCUUCAUCCAGGAGAGUUUAGCGGCCACCUUCGGUGCGGGAUUCACAUCAGCAUGCGUCGUCGACAUUGGCGCGCAAAAGACAUCCAUCUGUUGCGUGGAGGAGGGAAUGUGUAUUGAGAACUCUCGCGUCAACCUGAAGUUUGGUGGAGCCGAUGUGACCGAGGCAUUCAUCAAGAUGAUGCUCUUCGACCACUUCCCAUAUGCAGAAAUCAAUCUAUGGCGCCGCUACGACUUUUUACUAGCCGAGGAGCUGAAAAAGAAUGUCUGCACCUUGAACGAAGCAAGUGUCUCAGUGCAAGUGUUCGAUUUUCACCUUCGCAUUGCCGGUCAGGACACGCGGAAGUAUUCCUUCAAAGCGUACGAUGAAGUACAUCUCGCCCCAAUGGGGUACUUCCAGCCCUCGAUAUUCGACCACUCACGGAAACUCGAAGGAAGAAGAAAAUUCAUCACGCGGUCGGUGGAUAUCUACGACGCUCAGCCGAAUGAUCCAACAUCGGGGGCCCAAUCUGAAAUCUUGACUACCAUUGCCCCUCCUCCUGCCAAUGGCCAAGUGAAUGGUGAAUCCCAAUCAUUCACGUUGGAUGUGCAGUCGACUCCGAGUCGCUCGCACCAAGUGAAUGCACUCAGCCGUGUCCAGGAGCUGGAUGCCACCCCCCGAUCUUCUGUUGCGGGGUCGCCUGCUCCGGAAGCGAUUGGUACUCCCCAAGCUGGUGGUGCUGGUACCCCACUCCCGGGUGGCCAGGGACAGAGUGCCUCACAGCCUCGAGCACCUACUGUCGAGGAGCGAGAUGACGUUCUUCCAGUCUUCCCGUUGGAUAAUGCAAUCCUCACCUCUAUUUCGCAUGCAGCUCGAUCUGAUGAGCGUAAGAUGCGAGACUUUCUCGGAGGAAUCAUGGUCGUAGGGGGCGGCAGUCUUGUUAACGGCUUCCACUCUUUCCUAGAAGAGCGUCUCCAGACGCUGAGACCAGGGUUUGCUAGCGAAAUCAUGGUCGGUACGCCCCCAAGAGACCUCGACCCCCAAGUGGUAGUCUGGAAGGGCGCAAGCGUGUUCGGUAAGCUCAGCGGAACCAAUGACAGCUGGAUCGGGCAAUUGGAAUAUGAUAGACUGGGUCACCGACUGAUGGCGUACAAGUGCAUGUGGGCUUACUAG
This is a messenger RNA of Aspergillus lentulus, 2163 nucleotides long. RefSeq names its product putative actin-related protein 8. Gene Ontology annotation, biological process: transcription elongation by RNA polymerase II. Gene Ontology annotation, cellular component: Cdc73/Paf1 complex. Gene Ontology annotation, molecular function: RNA polymerase II complex binding; chromatin binding. NCBI's taxonomy places the organism in Eukaryota, Fungi, Ascomycota, Eurotiomycetes, Eurotiales, Aspergillaceae. The record is from RefSeq and is a predicted model, not a curated record.